Messenger RNA from Juglans microcarpa x Juglans regia, 1619 nucleotides. RefSeq lists its product as uncharacterized. Gene Ontology annotation, biological process: GPI anchor biosynthetic process; protein localization to plasma membrane. Gene Ontology annotation, cellular component: endoplasmic reticulum; membrane. NCBI's taxonomy places the organism in Eukaryota, Viridiplantae, Streptophyta, Magnoliopsida, Fagales, Juglandaceae. The transcript has 16 exons. The coding region runs from base 81 to 1478 and encodes 465 amino acids. Gene Ontology annotation, molecular function: glucosaminyl-phosphatidylinositol O-acyltransferase activity. The record is from RefSeq and is a predicted model, not a curated record.
GACAAAGUUUGUCAUGUACUUCUAAUUUCAUUCCGUGGUGAACUGGUGUCAUAUGUUUUCUCCUUCACUGCAUUUCAUCGAUGGAUUCCCUCCCGAACUCCUUAAAUUCCAGCAAACGCCUCAAAGAAGAAUUCGUGAGCAAUUUGACUGGAUCUUCCAUUCUCGAAGUCGCUGCGGUUCUAACAAAUGUUUCUAUUCUGAUUCUUCUGCGCCAUUCUAUUUCCUCCGAUCGCCUUAUUAAAGACAUAUCAUUGAAGAGAAGUGAUGAUGAAAAUCUUAGUUCUAAGGACUGGAGGGCUUACAUAACUACACUGGCCGCUGAUUUUCUUGUCAUUGUGCUCCCCACUAUCUUAUUUUUGACUGUUCUAUCUGAUUGGACAUAUAUAUGGACAAUUUCGAUGAUGACGCUACUGUUUUUUAUUUGGGCUGCCAAAGGAUCUUGUUCUCAUUCUCCUCCUUUUGAGCCAGGGGUUCAUUCUCUUAAGUCAAUGCUUUCAUCAUACAGAUUUUCUGUGAUGAUUGGAACGUGCUUAUGUAUCAUGGCUGUUGACUUCAGAAUAUUUCCUAGAAAGUAUGCUAAGACGGAGACUUACGGUACUAGUUUGAUGGAUCUCGGUGUUGGCUCUUUUGUACUGGUAAAUUCAUUAGUUUCACGACAAGCAAGGAGUGUCUCGUCUAUGAGUUGGAAGACUGCAUUUCAAUCUACUAGCCCAUUAAUCAUUCUAGGACUUGUUCGUCUUGUUUCUACUGCCAGUGUGGACUAUCAGGUUCAUGUGAGCGAAUAUGGUGUGCACUGGAAUUUCUUUUUUACACUGGCUGCUGUAUCCAUCCUUACAUCCAUCAUCAAUGUUCCCCCAUCAUAUUCUGGAAUUCUAGGUUCUUUAGUUCUAGUAGGGUACCAAAUUUGCUUGAUCUAUGGGUUGAAUUUGUAUCUGCUCUCUGACAAGAGAGGAACAAAUAUUAUCAGCCAAAACAAGGAGGGGAUUUUCAGCAUAUUUGGAUAUUGGGGAAUGUACCUUCUUGGAGUCCAGUUGGGUAACUAUCUAUUUUUUGGAAACCAUUCAUCUGCUAUGUUGAGAAGCAAUAAUUGGGCAAGGAUAAGAGUCUGGAUUCUUAUGCUUCUGUUUUGGACAACAACUGUGCUUCUUGACAGAUACGUUGAAGGAGUUUCCCGCAGAACGUGCAACCUACCGUAUGUUACUAUGGUAUUGGCUUUAAACCUACAGGUGCUUUCCGUACUAACACUUUCUGAUUACAUUCCUGGAAGUAAAACCUCUAUACUUGAACAAGCGUUUAACCGGAACUUACUCGGUUCCUUUCUUCUGGCUAACGUGCUCACUGGGCUUGUGAACUUGUCUGUGGAUACCCUGUCAGCAUCAUCAGUCGCAGCCCUUUUUAUUUUGGUUUUGUAUGCUUCCGUUUUAACAGUUGUCGUUGGGAUUGCAGAUUUUUGUUGCAUUAGGCUUAAGUUUUGGUGAGGCAACCAUCGUAGCAAUUUUUUUUUUCCAUUUUUAAUGACCAAAAUUGUAGAUCCCUGAGACUUUGAGGCAACUGAGCAAACGUUAAUACCUCUCACGGUGUGCCUAAAGGCAAUGGCUAUGGUCAUGAUGUUCAUUUUA